GCUGGCAGAUGCCUUCAGUUUCCUAUUCGAAGAGCUUAAAGAGAUGUUUCCGCCACCCGAGGAGGCUCCCGGUCACGAGAACCGUACGAUGAUGAUUAAUACGGUGCUUGACCGCAUCGAGGAGGGUUUUCUACCGUUCGCCAUCAAGCUCGGAGUGAGCGAAGAACUGCUGAAAAGUCACUCUACUUCCCUCAAGUUCGAUGUUCAACGUGUUGCCGUGACCAUAGGAGACCUUGUUGAACAGCAUCCCGACAUCGCCAAUGCCCUCGUGUUCGUUGCGACUGCAGAGAUUUUUGUACCUCUGAUUGGAAUGUUGCUUGAGGGGUGGUUACUUCGCUUGGUUCUCCGUUUUGUCGGAUUUGGACCACAAGGACCAAUUAAAGGUGGAAUUGCUGCGUGGGUGCAACGAUGGCUGUUUGGUCCCGCCACCCCACAGGGUAGCUGGUUUGCGGUGCUUCAGCGCCUAGCCAUGAUAGGUGCGAAGAUUUGAGUGGCCUUGAAGUUGUCCGAGUUCCAGCAGGCGUUUGCAUCACAUUGAAAUUUUACGUUUGUACAUUAGAUGUGAUUUAUUGAUACCCCAGGUCCUCAAGUGUACUAGUAUUUCAUAUUUCAUUUUGUGAAUGCGCUUGCCUGUGAGCAUUACAUCUUCAUGAAAUUGAGCCCAGUGCCAAAUGCUCGGAUCCGACCAAGCUCAGGAUUGAGCUCUUUUACGUGUUCGGGGCAGUAGCUAUUAAUAAGAACGACUGACGGUCUGGGCAUAUCGGGGAGAUUCUUGUUGGUCCACUGCAAUAAGUACGCGAACUUAAGACAUAAUGAAUUUUUACACGCAGUCGCGUGCUAGUACUGUUGCCGAGACAUAUCAGGAUGCUUUGAGGACUAGCGUGAAUUCCCGUUUUAGUAACACCGUGCGACGACAAAAUGCC
Suillus clintonianus is the source of this 923-nucleotide messenger RNA. RefSeq lists its product as uncharacterized. NCBI's taxonomy places the organism in Eukaryota, Fungi, Basidiomycota, Agaricomycetes, Boletales, Suillaceae. The coding region runs from base 44 to 490 and encodes 148 amino acids. The record is from RefSeq and is a predicted model, not a curated record. The transcript is spliced from 4 exons.